Microtus oregoni (creeping vole) is the source of this 408-nucleotide messenger RNA. Its product is annotated as protein FAM104A-like. Bases 1 to 354 code for a protein of 117 amino acids. The record is from RefSeq and is a predicted model, not a curated record. NCBI's taxonomy places the organism in Eukaryota, Metazoa, Chordata, Mammalia, Rodentia, Cricetidae. The transcript is spliced from 3 exons.
AUGGUGGAAUCUACCUCCCUGAAAAGGAAAAGAGAUGACAAUGAGGAGGACAACCAAGAUGACCCUCAUUCAAAGAAGAAUAAGAAGGACCAGGCCUUCCAGGACCCUCACGCUAUAGAGUCAUCAAGCAGUGCUAAUGAAAGAAACCACAGCAGCAUCAAUAUCCCAGUACGAGGAAGUGUACCAGAAAGCAGCUUAAACCAGAACAUUGCUGAACUAUACUCCACUAUCCCCGAGUUCUCACACGAGGACUAUGCACUGUGCCAAGGCCAAGGUCCUUACUCCCACAUUAACCAGAUCUUGAAGGAGGCCCAUUUCUACAGCCUACAGCAGAGAGGACAGUCACCGACGUGAUGACCUGGGUGCUCCUCCUCCCUUGUUUAUAAAAAGCAAUGACAUUCCCACAAA